CGAAACUUUUUGCGACAUUUCUGCUGCAGAAAGUGCAAUGUUAUGAAACUGAGCUACAAGGUUGUCAUUCGUUAUUUUACUGCAGCAUGUUAACAGACUAAAGACUCUACGCCCACCAUGUCGAAAGAAAAAAGUCGAACACCUGGUAGGGUGAAAUCGGGAAUAGGGAGAAUUUUCGGUAAAUCUAUGAUGGAGCUGAGCUUAUUUUCGAAAGUAGAUGCACACACAAGACAUUUAGACAACAAGCCAUCUUUGCCAAGCCACAGGAGGCAUGUGAAGGAUAAAAGUGGUGAUGAAGUUAAGCGUGAGAAUGAGGAAGUUGGCACUGAAAGAAACAAGGGAGAUACACCAAGUAAAGGCCUUGAACAGGGGGCAGGUGAAAUGGUUGGUCGAGUGGUUAAUGGAGCUGACAGUGUGAAAGGAGGAGAAAAUGUAAAAGGGCUUGAUGAUAAACAAGAAAAUGGACAUGCAGCUAAAAGGGGUCUUGGUGACUCUUGGUCAGUUGAUAUUAAUUCAGGUUCAAAAAGCAUGGUGUGUAGAAGAAAUUCAUUCUCCGCUGAAACUGCUGGUACAGCUCGCACAGGUGAAGACAAUAGAAAAAGGUUUGAAAGAAAAGGAAGUUCUGAUCGUUUGAAUGCAAGUACAGAAAGCCGGUCUAAGAAGAAGUCAAGAAAAUUAACUAAGAAAGAAAGAGAGAAAAGAAAAAAAUAUGUUAAAAGAGAGAAUGAAGAUUGGUCUGAAAAUGAUUCGGAUGAAGAUGCGAAAAGACUGUUGAACAGAAGGAAUAGCAGAUUUGGAGGUAGAAAUAAUGACAGGUCUAAGAAACAAUAUGCAACAGCGAAAAGUGUAGCCUAUGAUUUAGACAGGAAAAAUUCAACUGAUAUUUCUAAUCUAGGAAGCAACAAGUUGGCUGCUCAGUAUAAUUUCACUGAGGAUUGGAGUUUUGAAAUAAAAGAAGAAAAUGAGAAAAUGGAUGUGAUCCAAGGAUUAGGUAGAAACAGCUGCAAUGAAAAUGAAAGUCCAUGCAUGAAUGCGUUUGAAGAUGUUAAAGUUUCAGAGAUGAAUCAGAUUGACAAUGUCGGGACAAUGAAGGGAAGUCUGAUUGAAAAUGUUGGAGCUGCAGACAUUAAAAGUGUAAAUGCUGUUAAAAUUACAGAUAUUCAAUGUGUAGAUGCAAAGAAAAAUCAGAUAUCAAAGGAAAAGAGUGUAGAACAAUUUGGACAUAUUUCUGAUCAAAUAGGUGAUAGCAUUAAGCAAAAACGUGAUACAAUCGAAGAAGAAGACGCUGCUAUUGUCCAGAUUAGCAAUGAAUCCAGUGAACAAUAUCCUAAGGACAUAAUAUUUCCACAGAUGCAAAGUACACCUAAGAAAGAAACUAUAAAGAGAUGUUCAAAUACAGUGGCAGAAAGUACUGGUAACAAUGAAACAACUUAUAAACGCAUGAGUAAAGGUGCAGAGAUUGGUAAAGCUGAGCAUGAAAAUCAAGGCUUAUCCCCAUUUCACUUUUACAGUUCAGAGGAGUUAAGAAAAAUAGGAAGAAAUAUGCCUCCAGUUGACGUUGUGAAAAAUGGCUUGAUUGACUUUGCAGAGAUGCCUGAGGACAUUGUAAAUGUUGACAAAGAAUCUGAUGAUAUCUGUUCUGAUGAAUGGAAGCCUGGAUAUGGAUUGUUUGAGGAACAAAAAAUAAAUGAACCAUACUAUAUGUCUGAAAGGUGCCAAUCACCAUACAAAGAUUUUGAAAGACUUUAUGCAAUAAAUGAUGAGAAAAAUGAAGGAGGUCGUCUUGAAAGAAUUGCUGAAGAAGUUGUUCAAUUUUCUCAUUUUCAGUUUUCAGCUCCAAUGGAAUUCUCCAAUCCUCCACCCAACUUUCACCCCCAAGUGCCUGAGCAAUUCAGACCACCUUUGACAAUGUCUGAUAGUGAGUUAAUGCCAGAUGGUCAUGGGCUAUUUCCGUUAGUUCGGGGAUCCAGAAGGGGAUACGGAAGAGGCAAUGCAAGAGCAAGACCAUUUACACACAACAGAUAUGACUAUGGAAACUCAUGGAUCUCAGGAAGCAGUGGAUAUUCCUCUGGAUAUUCUGACAAACCUUUUAGAAGAGAUUAUGCUCAUAUGGUGGAAAAUAGGAAGGAAUUGUUGUUAAUGGAUUUGGGCGCAUCUUGGACACAUCAAGAAUCUGAAGAUUGGACUUCUGAAAUAGCAGACUGUGGUAACAAGAAGGAGACAAUUGACAAUGAAAAUGUAAAGGAAUGUGUCAAGUUAAGUAAAAAUAAACAAGAGUCCAAAGUGGAAAUUCAGGAAACAGAGAAUUGGGAAUCUGAGAUCGAUGAAAAGGAAAAAAUUAACAUGAAUUUAGAUGCUUGUGUUAAGGAAGGUGAUGUUUUGCAAGAAUGUGUAAAGAAGAUAAAAUGUGAAUUAAUUGAUGAGAAUGUAUAUGCAAAUGUCAGUAACAAGGAGUUGUAUCUACCACCACCAAUUCCAGAAAUUUUGGACUUAAGUGAAAACAUUGAAAUGGAAAAAGAUACUGUUGUUGAAAAGGUUCAGAAAUCUGACAAACCCUAUUUGCCACCUCCCAUUCCUGACAUGGGUGAACUAGAAAGGAAUGAGAAUGAAAAUGUGACUGGGCUUGUUGAUGGAAAGAUUGAGACAUCUAAUCAAGUGUUCUUGCCUCCUUCCAUUCCAAGUACGGAAAAUAAAAGAAUGGUCAAAAACCCUGGAAGUCUGUAUUUGCCCCCAUCACCUCCAACUCUUGAGGUCUCAUUGGAUGCUGAUAAACUGGUUAAUGUACUAAGUAAAGAAAAGGAAAGUUAUGUUGAGCAGCUGGGAAAUAAUGUUGAGAGUCUUGACAAUGUGAAAGAUGGGUAUGAAAGAGAUGAUGAUACUGAAAAAGACAGUCUUGAAGCUAGUUCUUAUGGUUUGAGUAAAGCCUCUGCUACAAAGAUUUGUGCUUGGUUUGAAAAAAUGCCUGAUGAGACGAGCUCAAUCAGUUCUGGAUGGACCCAGCCUGAAGCAGUUUACACAAAUGUAGCAAGUGAGACUGAGGUUUCUGAUUUGCCUCUUGAUAAUGUUGUGAAGAGUAGGAAAGAAAAACUAGAUAGGAAUGUGGAGUCCUCGAGCAGUGGUAGUAUGAUAAGUGUGAAAUCUGAUGUCAUAAAUGCUACGCAAGAAGAGAGCACUGAUGGGUUUAAAGUUAGUGACGAGUUUAGAGGAACUGCCGCUCAAAUGAAUGACCCAUAUGGAAGUAGAGGCAGUGGAUAUUCUCCUGGAUAUGAGCAUUCUUGGUAUUACAAUCCAUGGAUGAAUGGGAAUUGUGGAUAUCCAUCUGAACAAGAGUAUUGGUAUCACACUCAGCAACAGAUGGCUUGGGAGUGGUAUGUGUAUCAACAGGAGUUGGAAAGAAUGCAUCAGGUAGAUCAGGCAAUUUCUCGGCAGACAAUGUAUAAAAGUGAAAUGAGUGAAAGAAAUGCUGACAUGGGUGUGAAAGUGGGAAUGGGAAAGAAAGCUGAAAGUAAGAUAGUUGAAACUAGUAAGAAACUGCAUGAGAAGAUUGAGCCUGUUUGUGCAGAUCCAAGUGAUAAUGAUAAACCUAAAAAAUGGGCAACGUGGAAAGACAGUCAAGAACUCGGUGAUUAUGAGGAAGUUAAUGGUAGUAAUGAAGAUAAACGUGCUGAAGUAUUUGGAACUGAGUAUGCAAGGGAGAGAGGUGUGGGUAAAAGUUUUAGUAAAAACAAUGAGAGACCAUUACAAACAGUACCAGAAACAAGUGAAGUAAAAGGGACUGAGAAUAUUCCAAGUGCAAAGAAUCAGAAUACCACUAAUAGUGAUUCGGUGUGCCGAUGUCGUCCAUGUGAUAUCAAGUACAUCAUAUGGCAGGAGUGCAAGUGCCCUGCGGGUAAUCCCCGGAAACUAAGAAUUCUGCCCCACGUACCAGGGGAAGGCAGUGUGGAUUUGGGAUAUCAGUCAUAUGAGUCUUUAGAGCAUGAGGAGCCCACGUUGCAUAGCAGACUGUCCGCAUGGCAACCAUUCUGUUCUACACCAGCUUUGAAGGAACCAAUCCUAGAGCUUACUGAACCGUCAAUCGGGUGUGAAAGAAAGAUUCCCAUUGGUCAAGGACAAUACCAGGACGUGGAUCAGAGGUGUUCUGCCAAUAGAGAGGUGUUUGCGUGCCCAGAGAAGGCUACUAAAGAAAGCUCAGCCACAGAAAAGAGCCAGACGCAAGUAUUACAUAGAACAUCCCAUCCCAGGUGCCAAUCUGGAUCUGUAUAUAACAGUCACCAACCAUUACAGGAUUAUCAAGGACAAAAGUUUCCUCAUAGAGACUAUAGAAACCUCCCUAAGUGUCUAGAAACCUCAGCAUCUCAUUUAGCAGCAGCUAUGGAGGGUCUGAAUCAAGCGGGAAUCUCAGAGAAAAGCCUGGACUCUGCAUUGCAUAGCGUGACUAAAAGGUUAGAAGAAUUUAAGAAACAAGCUGGAAUGGGUGAUUGUGGGGAGGAUUUGGGAAGUGACAAUGUUGUUAAACGUUCAAAAGAGAGGGACACUGAUUUUAAUGGUAAUGAGAUUGGUGGAGGUUGGGCCGAAGCACAGGGAGUUGAGAAAAGGAACAGUUCUGAAUUAAGUGAGAGACAUAUUGGUGCUUAUUCCGAGAAAAUUCAAGGUUUUUCUCAAUUUGGUAAAGAGAGAGGUAUUCAGAAUGUGUCGGAAAUGAAUCCUUCGGGAUACCAGAAAAAAGGUGGGAAUUUCGCAAGUUUAGACAGUGGUUUGAAGCCCCAGUUAUUUUCACCUGAAAGGCCAAAGACGCCACCCUCUUCCCCAGUUAAAGGGCAGAAUACUCAAAAAGUGAACCAACAAUAUUUGAAUGCUAGGCAAUUACAGCAGCAAGUUGGAUGGAAGCCUCAAACACUUACAUCUUUGCUUGAAACAAUUCAGAAAACAACUGGUGUGAAGUUUGACGAAAGUGGUAAAGAAGUGAUCAAAGAUAAUGGCGAUGAAGAGAUUAUCCCAGAACAUGACAUGCUUGGGACAAAUUUCAGACCUCCAGGGUUCUUAUGGGGGCCGAAUGAUUAUAGGUUCCCACGAGCUAUGACAUAUAGACCAGACUGUCGUGGAAUGCGUCCACCCCCUUCCCCUUACACCCCGCCACCCCCACCGCCGCCCCCACCACCAACACCAGCAUCUGCUGAGGAUAAAGACCACUCUAAAAAAGGGCAGGAAAGAUUUAACUGGGAUCCCAGAAUGCCACAGAGUUACCAGAUGCCAAUGCGAAUGCCACCAUUCAUGCCGCAAAUGCCACCUGGGCCACAAAUGCCAUAUGGACCUCAGUUGCCAUAUGUUUAUGGACCAGGGCAAUUUUUUCCUCGAUUUUCGCCAAGGGCGAUAAGACCACUUAUAUGUAAUGAUGGAAAUAUUGAAACUGCUCCACAGCAAGUUGCUAGUGUUAAGAAAGGCCCUGUUGAGGAUAUUAAAGGUAAAUUUGCUGUUGUACCUCAGGCUGAAGGUAAAGUGCCAUGGAAAUUGGUUGAGUAUGCGGCUAGUGACGAAAGCUCUGGGUCUGAUAUAGAACCAUUUGAUUUAGCCACUUUGAAUAAGGUGGAUUCGAUGACGUUCUAUUCAGGAAAGCAUACAGUCAAUAAUAAAACUCCUGCAAAUCAUACUGCCAAAAAGUUUAAGACAAGUCCUGAAUAUGAGGAAGUGAAAAAGGGUGCUACAAAAGUAGCAAGGGAUGUUCCAGGUAAAGUGAAACAGAAAACUCUGAAAUCAUUCACUGCUGAAGACCCUUUGAAAAAGGGGAUGGUUGUGUAUUCUCAGAAACGUCACAGUCCAUGGAAUAAUCAUCCGAGUAGUGUGGUAGCUAGUCGUUCUGCUAAGGAGGAGAGUCAAAAUAUGUAUAAUAAAGGUGCUACAAGGAAUAAAGCUUUUGCUACGGUUGUUGCUGAAAAUAACAGGCCAGAGAGCAGUCAAGGCGCCAGCGGAAAUAGUGAGUACAAGGGUGAAACAUGUCCCAUUGUUGAUGAAAAGGAGAACGCCUCCAGUUACAUGCUGCCUCCAAAAAACAACAGUCCGUUUUUCUGGGGAAACUAUACGCCACCCAGUAACUCUGCACUAACGGGAAAAGCGGUCGAACCAGAGCCGACGGCUAAGAUGGGUUGGGAGCCGCAAGGCUCUACACCUAAGAUGAAACGACGGCUGAGUAAUCUAGGUGUUUCCCCCGGUCAGUCUGGUUCACCUGCGUUAUACUCUCCUGCUGAGACGGAAACAGAGAUACAAUCUGUUCGAACACAGUGGCGAACUAACUUCAAGCUGUUUCAUGACUUCGGAGUGAUGUACAUCGAUACCCACUGCCAUCUGGAUUUCCUAUUCUCACGAGAAAAGUUUGAGGGUCGGACGUUAUCAGCAUACAGAGAGAAGCACCCAGAAACUUUCCCGGACCAGUUUGAAGGCUGUGUGGCGGUGUUCUGUAACCCCCAGACCUUCACCCCUGGAGGGGGCCUAUGGCAGGAUGUAGCGAAGGAAGACAAUGUAUGGAUAGCCAUGGGGUGUCACCCAAAGAUGGCCACAGGGUUUAACCAGAACGCUGAGAAGGGGCUCAAACGCUGCAUGAAACACCCGAAAUGCAUUGCCCUUGGGGAAAUUGGGCUCGAUUAUUCUGGAAGUUUUUAUCAGCACAUGGAAGUGCAGAAGCGGGUGUUCAGAAUACAGCUGGAGAUGGCCAUUACCAUGAGGAAACCCCUGGUGAUACACUGUAGGGAUGCUGAGGAGGACUGUCUGGAGAUAAUUAAGGAGGUUGUACCGAGGAACUACAAGAUCCAUUGCCACUGUUUCACCCAGUUCUAUGCUAACGCAAAACUCUGGUUGGAAGCAUUUCCAAACCUGUUCAUCGGAGUUACGCCCCUUGUCACGUACAAAAGCGCCAAGCCGACACAUGAUCUGGCUAGGAAUAUUCCCAUCAACAGACUGUUGCUAGAAACUGACGCCCCUUACUUCAUUCCUAGAUGUAUUCCCAAGGAUGAGCUAGAGUUCUCCAAUCCCGGCCUUGCAGUGACAGUUGCCAAGGAGAUAGCCCAAUACCAGGAGAUUCCUGUUGCCAUGGUGCUGAGGCAGUGCAGAAUUAACACCAAGUUCAUCUACGGCGUCUAGGAUGUUCAUCUUAGCAUUGUGCCGGAUAAAUCACAUGACUAGAAUUAUAUGUACUUAAGAUUAGUGCUAAGACAAGUUUGUGAACAAUGUUAAAGAUGGUCAUCUUAGAAUUAUUCUGGAUAAUUGGGAUGACAAGAAUUUUAUAUGUGUUAAUGAUCGGUGCUGAGACAAGUUGGUCAAGGCGUCUAGGAUUGUUAUUUCAGCAUUGUCCCAGAUAUUUGAGAUGACUUUAUUUUAUAUGUAAUUUGGACAGUGCUGAGACAAUGUUAAAACACCAAGGUUGUGAACAGUGUCUAGGAUGUUCAUCUAAGAAUUAUCCCAGAUAUUUGAGAUGACUAUUUUAUAUGUAAUUUUGACAGUGCUGAGACAAUGUUAAAACACCAAGGUUGUGAACAGUGUCUAGGAUGUUCAUCUAAGAAUUAUCCCAGAUAUUUGAGAUGACUAUUUUAUAUGUAAUUUGGAUAGUGCUGAGAAAAUGUUAAAACACUAAGUUUGUUUACAGAGUCAAGGGUUGUUAUCAAAGAUAAUCAAGAUUGCUAGAACUUAUGUGCUUUGUAUAGGGCCUAAAAAAAAUACAUUUGGUUCGGGUUACCCGACCCUACCUACGGAAUAGGCGCCGACCCUAACGUUUUUAUAGUCAGU
Molecule: messenger RNA, 7773 nt
Organism: Mya arenaria
Lineage: Eukaryota; Metazoa; Mollusca; Bivalvia; Myida; Myidae
Exons: 9
Coding region: 118-7131 (2337 amino acids)
Molecular function (GO): hydrolase activity, acting on ester bonds
Source: RefSeq, a predicted model, not a curated record